This is a messenger RNA of Haliotis rubra (blacklip abalone), 1256 nucleotides long. RefSeq lists its product as uncharacterized. The record is from RefSeq and is a predicted model, not a curated record. The transcript is spliced from 3 exons. Lineage: Eukaryota; Metazoa; Mollusca; Gastropoda; Lepetellida; Haliotidae. The coding region runs from base 2 to 895 and encodes 297 amino acids.
CAUGGAUAAUAUUAAAAGUAUCCUUACGCCAUUGACGAAAAUCAAGGAUGGUGCCCUGGAGAUGUUGAAGGACAUGUUUGGAGCUCCAUCUGUUAAAGUGAAGUAUGUGUUCCUGACGGCGGCUUCAGCAAAUCACUUCUCUGAGUCUCAAGCCAUGAUAGAAUCACUGAGCAACAACAUUCUGCCCAGUUUGAAGAACUACUCAUUCUAUUAUUACGACAUGGGGUUAAAGAAGAAUCAAGUUGAACUUCUGCAAAACUUCAGCAAGGCAGAGGUGAUAAAAUUCCCUUUUCAUCGUCUGCCACACCGGUUUGCCAACCUGCGGUGUUAUACAUGGAAGCCGUUGAUACUACAAGCUCAUUUUGACUCAGCAGAACAUGUCAUUUGGAUGGACUCGUCUGUUCUGUUCACGACAAAUAAUACACAAGCAAUGUUCCAGAGACUGAAGUUGACAGGAGUUAUAAUGUCCACCGAAAAAUUCCCAUUUGCUCAGCACACCUCGAUGCAUUUGUUUUCCUACUUCAAUAGUGAUCCAUGUCACUACUCCAUGUACCAAGAAAAUGAGGCAAACUUCAUACUUCUUCAUAAUCAACCAUUUGUGCGAAAACUUAUCAUGGACCCUUGGGUAGCAUGUGCGGUGGAUCCGAAUUGUAUGUGUCAUAACGGAGCACAAAAACUCUUCCGGUGCCCCACCCAUACACGGAAAUAUGGGAAAUGUCAUCGUUAUGACCAGUCAACUAUUGGUCUGAUUCUCCUGAAAUUAUUCAGAAGGAACAUAGCGACAAUUCUGGCCCCAAAAGGUAAAUACGCCCACAUAUCAAGAUCGAAGGAAAGUGGGCAUCGGUACCUUGAAGAACUGUACAAUAAAACAAGACAAAUUAGGCUACCCAAAUAAUUGGCUACUUCCGCAGUAUGGUGUUCGGUGUAUAAGUGGCCAGAGGUGCAGUAUGUGAUAUUGACUGUCUCCGAUGUUGGCUGUGUUGUGUACAACUGGCUGGAGAUGCAGUAUGUGAUCUUGUGUAUGAUAUUGACUGUCUCCGAUAUCGGCUGUGACGUGUACAACUGUGGGUGCAGUAUGUGAUCUUGUGUAUGAUAUUGGCUGUCUCCGAUAUCGGCUGUGUUGUGUAUAACUGUGGGUGCAGUAUGUGAUCUUGUGUAUGAUAUUGACUGUCUCCGAUAUCGGCUGUGUUGUGUACAAGUGGCUAUAGAUGCAGUAUGUGAUCUUGUGUAUGAUAUUGACUGUCUCCGAUGUCGGC